Messenger RNA from Phanerochaete carnosa HHB-10118-sp, 822 nucleotides. RefSeq lists its product as uncharacterized. Lineage: Eukaryota; Fungi; Basidiomycota; Agaricomycetes; Polyporales; Phanerochaetaceae. The transcript has 7 exons. Bases 377 to 796 code for a protein of 139 amino acids. The record is from RefSeq and is a predicted model, not a curated record.
UGCCGCCGCGGUUGUGCAUCUCGUGUUGUGACUGUGCCUGUCAUGCAUUGUCAUGGGGCGGCGCAGCUCUGUGCCUUGUCAGCGGUGCUCAGACUGGUGAUGUGACUCACCUUGGCAUGCUUAAAGAAUCUGAUGGCCCUCGGGUGAUAUCCUCCGUCUUUACGUGCUUUGCUGCACCCUCCACAGAAAGCUUCCCACAGGCCAUAGGAUGGCCGGUCAAGCACGUUCUAUUGUCGGCCCCAGCGUAUGAUGGAAAGAGUGUAGGAGCCCCAUAGUGGGACUCGGACGCCUGUGGGGGAGCAUAAAAGGCCGCUGGCAGCUGGACAGAUCCUCAGAGCCAGGUCACCCAGGUUCCUUCGUUCAUCGAGUCUUCGCCAUGUUCUCCAGCGCACAGCUCAUUGUCCUCGCCACCUUCGCGGCCGUCUCUGCGGUUCGUGCUCAGACCUUGCCGGCCAACUGUGCUCGCAACUACACCGUGCAAGCUGGUGACACCUGCAACACUAUCGAGGCUGCUCAGCACGUCUCUACGUUCCAGCUGACGCACGUCAACACGGAUAUUGAUGCGGCAUGCGACAAUCUUUUCGUGGGCGAGGCUCUCUGCUUGGGCAUCACCGGACAGGACUGCACGAGCGUUCACGUCGUUGCGAACGGCGACACCUGCACUAUAAUCUCUAAUGAGGCCGACAUAACUACCACCACACUCCUCGCCAACAACCCUAACGUGAACAGCGGCUGCAGCAACCUUUUGGUCGGAGAGGUUUUGUGCACGGAUAGCCAGAUCAUCAACUACACCUAAGCGUAGGCUAUGCGGUCCCCGUAUAG